Molecule: messenger RNA, 1300 nt
Organism: Penicillium brasilianum
Lineage: Eukaryota; Fungi; Ascomycota; Eurotiomycetes; Eurotiales; Aspergillaceae
Source: the annotation of a GenBank genome assembly
AGGAUGGCUUUUCUUUUUUCUGCCACUCCCCGCUUAUCACGCCCGCUGAUAUACGGAUGAGCUAUCGCGAGAGAAAAAAAACCGAACUGAAGGUGCUCGGUAACACACUGACAAUCUCCGACGAUCCUGUCAAUUCUCGGAUUACUCUUCACCCUUACACAUCACCCCAUACAUUCAUCCACCCAUCAUGGCCUCCAUCGAGGAUGAUCCGGUCAUCGCCUCCUACGACGUUUUCCUCACUGACUCCGAGGUCUCUCGAUACGUCUUUCAAUACCUCGACCGCCCACAAUCCAAGCCAUACAAUGACAGAAAGGGUCAAAAACCGACCGCCAUGCGCAUGAAACCUGGCUCGGGUCUAGUAGAGCUUGAAGUGCCUAUCUUUACGCGAUGCACCUAUGAUGUGGAGAAGGGAAUCCGAUACGGCGACGCCAUGAAGAAGGGCCGCUUUGCGCGUAAUGGUGGAGCUUACGGCAUGGCUGGUGGCUUCAGCACCGGGGGAAUCCCUGGCGGCGGAGGUCGGAUCAAGGCAGAGGGCAAUGAAGACAUUGAAGUGCUGGAUAACAAGAAGACUAUGGACCCAUCUGCGCUGCUUAGGACACAGGCACUCGGUGGGCGUAUCAAACCUGCAGAGGAAGGUGAUCCAGUCUAUAUGCUGGCUACAUUCAAAGGAAAAAAUCUCCAUCUUUCACCCGUCACCGCCGUGGUUCAAUUACAGCCCCAGGUUCAUCAUUUGGACGCGAUGGAUGAAAUGCCCAAGGGGAGAGGUGCGAAGGGCAAGAAGGAAGAUGAAGAACGUCCUGCCGAGCCCGAGGCACGCGCUAUCGACGUGAAGGUCAAGGGCGCAGAAGACGGGGGCGCUAUACUUCACGGCAACUUGGAUCUACUCAAGAAAAUGCAAGAAGAACAGUGGAAGAAUUUCGAAUGGAUCGAUGCAGAGACCGAGGAUUCAUGGUACACUUAUGAGAAUUACAUGAUGAGCCAGAAGCCUGAUGAUCUUCCCCAAUUGAAGGCUACCAUUAACAGCGAGGACUAUUUGGAUGGCAUGAGUGCUCCACGGAUUGAUCCUGCCCGGCCUGAAUUGACUGGAUGGGCCAUGAAACAAAAUCGACAAAAGCAGAUGGAAGGGCCAUCAGAUAGCGAGGAUGAAAGCUGAAUCAGAUCGCAUCAUGAUUGAGCAUAUUGUUAAAAUUGGCGUUCAUAAGACUAGAGGUUCAUUUCUUGGCCUACGGGUUCCUUGUACUAUUGAUAGCGAAUGGGCACACUGCCGAUCAGAGCAGAAUCAUGUUCAACGUCCUCCGUC